AUGGAUGAAGUUAAACCAGAUCGCCGGCUCAAAGGCAAGACCAACUUCAUCAGUUGGAAACGCGAGUUUGAGCGAGCAGCCAGAGCAAAUGAUGUGCUUGAAUUUCUCACGGGCGAAGAAGUCGUCCCACCCAAGCCCAACAAGGACGAAUACUUUGUGAAAGUCCUUGACACCGAAACCCGUCGGUCUACUCGGAUCAAGAAAAGUUUAAGUCCGACAACCGAUGACGAAAACGAGACGGAUGAUGGCCAGGCAGUUGUAUUGACAACAAACAACACACUCCGAUGGCAAAUUGAUUACAAUGAUCAUAAAGUUGCGAAAGAGAAGAUGAAGAUGGCAAACAAGCUACUUGACAAAUGGAUUUCUGACGGCAUCAAAAUCGAGACCGAGGAUUGCUCGGACGCCAAAGAAGCUUACGAUUUUAUCAAGAAGCGAUAUGCGGUCACAAAUGAACGUGCGCGCGAUAUUCUGUUGAAUCGAUUGAACGAUCUCAAACUGGAUCACUGCGCAUCUGUGACCGACUACACCAAUCAAGUCCGCCAGGUCAAAGCUGAUCUCAAGACAGUCAAGUAUGAUAUGACUGACGACAUGUUCGCAACGGCUCUUCUUCAUGGCCUUCCUCCCAGCUAUCGCGGUUUCAAAGAGAAGUAUGACUGGAUUAGGUCGAUCAACCCUGACGAUUCUCCUGAUCUGGACUAUCUUUUUGAACGCAUGCAUGUUGAAGAAAUGCACCAGCUUCAAAUUAAAGAAGAGAGAAAGAUCAGGGAAAAGGUCAAGAGAGAUGCAAUCAGCAGCAACGGCAUCAUGAACACGGACAACAAUACUCGUUACAGGCCUAGACGGGAGGACAGAAGUCACCUCAAGUGCACCCAUUCUGGCUGUGGCAAGACUGGCCAUACCGAGGAAUAUUGCUGGGUUAAGAACCCCGAGAAAAUUCCACGAUCUCUCAAAGAAAAGUUCACCAACACCACCAACAGGGCUGUUAUCACCAAUGGCAUGGGUGGUGUCGCAGAAAUGGAUCUCCCCGAUUCCAAAGACACAUAUAUCCGGACUGAUGCUCUGGAUGCAUAG
This is a messenger RNA of Penicillium canescens, 1071 nucleotides long. RefSeq lists its product as uncharacterized. The record is from RefSeq and is a predicted model, not a curated record. NCBI's taxonomy places the organism in Eukaryota, Fungi, Ascomycota, Eurotiomycetes, Eurotiales, Aspergillaceae. The transcript is spliced from 2 exons. Bases 1 to 1071 code for a protein of 356 amino acids.